This is a messenger RNA of Sinocyclocheilus anshuiensis, 947 nucleotides long. It is a transcript of the gene zmat5, whose product is annotated as zinc finger, matrin-type 5. Gene Ontology annotation, molecular function: zinc ion binding. Bases 102 to 626 code for a protein of 174 amino acids. Gene Ontology annotation, cellular component: U12-type spliceosomal complex. The record is from RefSeq and is a predicted model, not a curated record. The transcript is spliced from 6 exons. Lineage: Eukaryota; Metazoa; Chordata; Actinopteri; Cypriniformes; Cyprinidae.
AAUGCACCUCUUCCGCUGGUUUGCCAAACCGCCAUAAAACACCAGAAGAAGAAGAAGAAGAAGGAACGUAUCUUUCAUCGAGGACGAGUUCUAAAUGAGCAAUGGGGAAGAGAUAUUACUGCGACUACUGUGACCGCAGUUUUCAAGACAACCUGCACAACAGAAAGAAGCACCUAAACGGCGUCCAGCAUCACCGGGCUAAAAAAUCCUGGUUUGACAACUUCAGAGACGCUGCCACAUUUUUAAAUGAAGAGCGGACAAAGGAGCCCUGCAGAAAGUUUCUCCAGACAGGACAAUGUAUAUUUGGUACAAGCUGUCGUUUUUCACACAUGUCUGAGAGACAUAUGAAGAUGCUGGAGCAAAAGAUUGAUGAUGAAAAGCGGAAGAAGGAAGACCCUGACCAAGAUGGAUCAUCUACUGAGCGCAGCAUUGAUGAAUGGCUCACCAGAAGAGAGAAGAAACUGGCUGCUUUGACAUCAGGAAGAGUUUUAAAGAUGGAAGAGGAAGAAUGUGCUGAAAACAUUGAGAUACCUCCAUAUUUGCUGUCUAUUCCAGAUCUUCCUCCAUCUCUUCAUCCUCCACCAACUGGUGGUUGGAGAGUGACGCUACACAAUGAAUGGGGUUGAAAUGUAAUUUAUAAAAGUUAUUUAUAAUUAUUCCUUUUUUUCCUUCAAGAACAUGCUGCUAACUAUUAUCAUUACAAAGCCCUUGUAUGCAAUUCCUUAAAGGAAUAAUUCACACAAAAAUAAAACAAAAAUUCCUCACCCUCAGGCUGUCCAAGAUCAUUUUGUUUGUUCCUUGUAAUGCUAAAUUUCUCCAAAUCUAUUACAUUGCUUAGCAAUAGAUCCUCUGCAGUGAAUAAGUGUCGAUCCAUUAGUAAGCAGCAAGUGAUGUAAUGCUAAAUUUCUCCAAAUCUGUUCAGAUGAAGAAACAAGCUCAUCUACAUC